AUGACCACUGUUAGGACCCUCAUAACCUUGGCUGUUAAGAAGGGGUUAAAUUUGUAUCAAUUAGAUGUCAAUAAUGCCUUCCUUCAUGGUGACUUAAAUGAGGAAGUGUCUAUGACAUUGCCACAAAGUCUUGCAGUGGACAGUCAAAAUAUGAGGAAGGGAGAUUCUUUAGUGUUUGUUGCCAUAUAUGUAGAUGAUGUGAUCUUAACUGGAACUGAUUUGGAGAAAAUCAACUCUUUGAAAUCCUUUUUGCAUGAUCAAUUCAAGAUAAAUGAUCUAGGUAGACUGCACUACUUCUUGGGGGUUAGAAAUAUUGUACAGGCUGAUGGAGUUCUCAUUUCACAAAGGAAGUUCACCACUGACCUCCUGAAAGAGUUUGAUUCUUUUAACUGUAAAGUUGCAACCUCACCACUUGAUUAUACUGAGAAGUUAAAGGCCAUAGAUGGGGAACUAUUGUCAGAUCCUACCCAUUACAGGAAGUUGAUAGGGAAACUUAACUUUUUUACAAAUACUAGGAUGGAUAUAGCUUAUAGUGUGCAGCAUCUCAAUCAAUUCAUGAAAACUCCUAGAGAACCACACUUGAAAGCUGGUUAUCAUGUCCUUAGAUACUUGAGACAAGAUCCUACAAUGGGAAUCUUCAUUUCAAACAAGCCUAACCUUACUAUAAGUGCCUAUUGUGACUCAGAUUGGGCUGCAUGUCCUGAUUCAAGCAAGUCAGUUAGUUAG
Solanum tuberosum (potato) is the source of this 726-nucleotide messenger RNA. RefSeq lists its product as uncharacterized. NCBI's taxonomy places the organism in Eukaryota, Viridiplantae, Streptophyta, Magnoliopsida, Solanales, Solanaceae. The record is from RefSeq and is a predicted model, not a curated record. The coding region runs from base 1 to 726 and encodes 241 amino acids. The transcript is spliced from 2 exons.